This is a messenger RNA of Laccaria bicolor S238N-H82, 1839 nucleotides long. RefSeq lists its product as uncharacterized. Gene Ontology annotation, molecular function: protein binding. Lineage: Eukaryota; Fungi; Basidiomycota; Agaricomycetes; Agaricales; Hydnangiaceae. Bases 1 to 1839 code for a protein of 612 amino acids. The record is from RefSeq and is a predicted model, not a curated record. The transcript is spliced from 18 exons.
AUGUUCAUUGCCCCUCACUACUCGAAACUCGGCGGCCGCUCUCUGUCAAUAUAUCUCCGUUUCCUUGCAAACAUCUUGAACGCCCUCCCCGUUUCCGUCUUUGAUCCUCCAAGGGAACACAUCCCCAAGGUAGCCCACUUCGAGUACCAUUCGGAUUCAGACGAUGAUGAACCCAGGCCUCGCGUGUCCCUUGUUUCAUCUUUCAACAAGCCACAACCCCUACCAAAACUUGAUUCUAAGACGCUCACCCGCCGGAACAAGGUCGUUGCACCUGCCCACAUCGAUUCUUUGAUCACCUCAACCCGUUCAAAUCCGGAUGCGCGGAAAGAACUGGUCGCCUUCCUUUCGGCCUUGACGGCCAUUUUGGCUAAGGUUCUGGUGCUAACGGGAGGAGGAUUGAACCAGCUAACGCCGUACAUUGGCCACCCUUACUUUUCCUGUACGUCAUGUCUAUCGUCGUCCUGCGUGUUGGAAAGUGCCAACGCUGGGCUUUGUGUAGAGCUCAAGUAUAAGUCACGAUCGUUACACAUGUUACUGUUUGCUCACCGUUUCCCACGACGUCCAUCAGCCACAACCUCAAGCUCAACUUUCAACUUUCAAGAGGCCAGUUGGUUCCUAUCGGGAUUCGUGUACGAUUACUUACGUUUUGUAGCUCAUCAUGUCAUUCUAGCCGAUGUGGACACAUUAGUAAUCUCAUCGACGGCCAAGGCGAUCAUUGCGUGGGAGACACGACGAAAGACCUUGGAUCAGAACCAACUUUUUAUUCACGACCCUCGCAACGCCUAUCCCGCUCAUUUUAGCCAAUCUCCCUGCAGGAAAGGAAUAGAAGCAAAGAAAUUUUAUGGAGGGUUCGGAACCGGGGAGGACGGAGGAAAUGAGCUUUGCAUUGGUUUCACCCUUGAUGAAUAUCUUUCUGACAGUUUAAUGUUCAGAACACCGUUUUUUAAUUCGGAAUCGGGAGAGGAGAAGGAGGACACAUUCAGCGGUCAUCUAAACUCGAAUGAAACUACGUGCUUUGGUCCUUCCUGUACAGAUUUUUCUCUAUCACAGAACCACGAAAUCGUAUUAUUGAAGGGUUCGGACAUGACGUCGGGAAUACUACCCGAACAAGACUCUGACACGUCAAGAUGGAAUAUACCUCUGUGCGGUUCACGCACGAUGAAGAAUCGAGGGAGGAGGAGUAUAUCCUCACAUAUUGUUCGAAAUGUAAAGAAUGUGAGAUAUUCUUGCACACGUCUCCCCACGUCUGGGAUGCUGCGAAUGGAGGAAUUGCCAAUGCGUUUCGAGCGCGAUGGAUCUGGAAUUGAGGGAGGAGUAGGGGGCUACCAUUCUUUUUCUAAAUGUAUAUACUCACGUGAAGGUUUGGUAGAGAGUCACGAGCACGCGAAUGCGAUCCGGUGGUGCUCCAUUGCAUAUGGGAGUGUCAUAUGCAACCAGGAUCAGGGGGUAAGGUUGAAGAAAACGCGUUUCGGCGAUGGCAGCGGAGGUUUUGCAAUUUUUGCAACUAGGGAUUUGGUCGAGGGGGAGAUACUACACCCUCUCAUGGGUCUAAUGGCGUCCGAUUCAAGGGCGGAACAUUCUCGCCUGUCAGAGAUCCACCCCCACCCAAGUCAAGUCAAGUCGGAAAAAGGCAGAAUGGAUCCACGGGUUCUUGUUGGACCGCUACGAUUCAUCAACCACGCUUGCCAUUCUUUCAACGCCGAGUUUGUUGCAAUCCGGUCGACAUUGGCAUUUGUGGUGCAAACCAACAAACCCAUCAAAUUCCGCGAAGAAGUUUUUGUAGACUACGGCAAAGACUACUUUGAAGAUAUCGAGAAAUUAUUAUUUGUUGCCGCGUAA